UAUGUAUGUGCGAAAGAGGUGUAGAUCCCUUGUGCUGUUAAAGCAUACUCAAUGUUAAGCAAACAUAUGUGCAUAUAUAUUUUUUUCAAUUAUUAUUUUUUGAGUCACAUUGUUUUUCAUUAAAAGUCGAACGCCAGCAAUCGAAGAGCAACCCAACGGUAGACUCAUAUGAUUUGCCCUAGUGAGCGAAGCCGGCGCGACGCGUUGUUUCACAAGAGUUCAGUGCUAUUUUGGACGAUUAAUUGCCUACAUUUACGUUUGUAUAUAUGCGCGAGUGUAUGAAUUUUAUGUAAGUGAACAUUUUUCAUAUCAGCUGAUUGCGAAGUAUUUUUGCGCGUGUCUCCUAGGUGAUUUUGUUUUUGAUUAAUAAGUUGUUGCCUUUAAUUGGCUCCAAUGAACGCGCGAGUGCAUUGGAUUAGUUGGACUCUGUGUUAGUGUAAAUAUUUUUACUUCGCUAAGUGUGGUGAAAAGUGUAAACAACCGUGUGAGCAGAAGUAAUUGAAGUAAUAAAAGCUACUUUUUGUGCUGUGCUAAAUAAAUUUUCUUGCAAAUAAUCGCUCGCACGUGCAGUUGGUGUUUACCACAUUUUGUGCGCCCACAAUUCUUGGCUCAUUGCGACUGCGCCGGUUUCAAUUUUUUUCUAUACUUGGAUACAUAUAAAUCUGUAUUUACAUAUGUACUUGUGUUUGUGUAGUGUUUUGUUUAUGUGACAGCUAAUGCGGCACUCAAAGUUUAGUGAGUAGUGAGUGACAUUGUGUUGACGUGUGACGUGUUGACUCUGGCCAACACACCAGACUACAUUAAGUGAAUUCAUCGUCUCCUCAUUUGCUUUGAUAAUAUUUGGUUUGCUUUGGUUUGUUUUGAUUUGUUGCUGCAUUCCAAUAAAAUAAUUCCAAAAGCUGGUUCGUACUUAAAGCGCACUAAAAAUUCUCCCAUCACAACAUCAACUCUGCGCCAGCAAUGGAAUUAAAAUGCACCGGCGACGAGAUGGCAGCUGCUUUCCCAUUAGGGCAGCACGCAAGCGUUGACCAAGCGCAGCCAGCGUUGCAGCUUGCGCAAUUUAAGAGCACCAAAGAAAAAUUGCAUCAAUUGAAGCAGAUGAUGGAUCAUUUGGAGGAGGGUGUUUGUGAUGAUGAGGGCGCGCAUUUGCUUGGAAGUAAUCAGCAGCCGCAAGUAAAACAACAGGAAGGCAAAGGGCAAAUGAAACAAAAUCAUAAGCUUAAACAUAAUGCGCAACAACAGCAACAAGAAGAAAACUUAAUAGGAAAUUUAGCUGGAGUUGGUGGCAACGAUGGUGUGAAAAGCUUGGCUAUUGGCGGUGAAUACGAAGGAGUUGGUGCGAAACAGGAAGCCACAGAGGGACGCCCGAAACAGGAGUUUCCAACCAAAAUGACACAAUAUGGCAAUACAAUGGCCGUUCAAACGUUGGAUGCACAGCGAGUACCGGACCACAGCCACAAUUACACAGCGGAAGAUAAAAGCGAGCCAACCUCAUUAAAUGCAACAACAAUGGCUAACGCAAAUGUAGAAGGUGCGACAGCAUUCAGCGCUGGAGGUGACGAUGGCGGUGGUGGUGGUGGUGGUGGCGAUGGUGGACUUGAAGGACAGUCGCAUCAUGACUACAAAGGGCCUAGAAUCUGGCGCAUUUUGGUUCAGUACUGGCCCUUCAUCUCCCAGCCGCUGGCUUUGGCAGCGGUCUGCAUUGGUUUGUGGAUUAUCGCUUUUGUGCUGCUGCCUGAUUAUGCACGGCCACAUACAGCAAUUAUGCGCAUAUUCUUUCUAUUUGUGGGUGCACAGUUGAGCGGCGUACUGGUGACCUUCAUUUGCCUGCCGGAUAUGCUGGGUAUGUUGUUCUUCGGUGUCUUGUACACGAAUGUGGGGCUGGCCAAUUUUGCGGGCUAUGAGAAAUUCGAGGCCUUCUUGAGGGAGAUGGCGCUCAUCAAUAUUAUGUUGCUGGCUGGCCUUGGCCUCGAUGCGAAUGCCUUCAAGAAGCUGUGGCUUAUGAUUUUGCGCCUAACGCUGAUACCAACCAUUGCUGAGGUGGCAGUUAUAGCACUUAUUGCAAGAUACACACUGGCUAUGCCUUGGUUUUGGGGCAUUUUAUUGGGACUUGUCGUCACCGCCGUCUCUCCGAAUGUCGUCGUCACUGUAAUGCUGAAGUUGAAGGAGGAGCGGCUGGGCCUGAAUAGCGGCAUACACACAUUAAUAUAUGCCAUGACCAGCUGCAAUGACGUCGUCGCCAUUUUUCUCUUUGGCGUCAUUAUGAGCGUCAUCUUUUCCACGGAUAAGUCGUUGACGCAGCAAAUACUGCAGGGACCCAUCGGCAUCGGCAUUGGGAUUGUAUUUGGCUAUGUGUAUGGACUGAUGCUGACCAUUUUGCCAUCCACAAAGACGCUCUACCUCAAUGGCUUGCGCUUUGUUUUGACCAUCUUGGGCGGCACCAUAUCGGUGAUGGGCAGUCGUGCCAUUGGUUAUCCCUCAGCUGGCGCACUUGGCUGCAUGACAAUCGCAUUUUUUGCCGGCAUCGGUUGGAAGCGCCAGCAACGGCAACUCACUGCCCAGCAACGUCAAAGUCAGUUGGAUAAUGAAAUCUCAUCGGUACCCGCGCGUCUUGACCUUUUGUGGAAAUUCCUGAAGCCUGUCUCAUUCUCGCUCAUCGGCAAAGAAAUUAAUUUCGCUGUGUUGGAUGGCCGAGUCGUCGGCUACGGUGCACUGCUGGUGCUGCUCGGAAGUUUGUUCCGUUUGGCAUUCGCCUACCUGUCUACCUAUGGCGGCAAUCUGACGCAGAAAGAGCGCGCCUACAUUACAAUUUCCGGUUUUCCCAAGGCAACUGUCCAAGCUGCGCUCGGUCCACUCGCACUCGACAUGGCCAGAUCAUUAAGCGUCGCCGAUGAACAAAGCAUUGCCUUGGCCAACAAUGUGCUUAUCAUUUCAGUUUUGGCCAUCAUCUUCACCGCACCGCUGGGAGCAGUGCUCAUGUUGAGAUUAGCGCCAAUCUGGCUACAACGCAGCGAUGCCAACGAUGGGAACAAUGCGGAUGAUGAUGUUUACAAAAGCAACAACAGCAACAACGGCGACGGUAGCAAUGGUGAUUUGAAGAAUGCUUCGAAGAAAAGCCCACAAAGUCUUAGCCACAUAAGCAGUAAUAUUCAAAACAACAGCAGCAGCAGAAGCCUCAAUGCGAUAGCAGCAGCCGAUGCGAGUAAUGUUGGCGGUGCGGAUGUUAGUAUCCAUGUUGAUACGACUCCGCCAUUGCCACAGGCGAGGGAGGACACUAAGCAAUCCCAUAAUUUGGUUUGACUCCAAUUAACAAUGCGAAUAAAUUGGUGGCUGACACAGCUUGAAGCACCAAUGGUCAGUGGAAAUAUUAUUUGCUUUGUUGGCGUGGGAGCGUAUUUUUAGACUUGGUUAUAGGGAUGUAGUGGGCAUAAGAUAUGUUCACGAUGUAUAGUGAAAAGCGCUUUAGCACAAUACUUAUUUUGGUUUUGAUUCUUAGUUUAGUUUUUAAUUUCAUUUUUAG
Messenger RNA from Anastrepha ludens (Mexican fruit fly), 3520 nucleotides. RefSeq names its product sodium/hydrogen exchanger 9B2 (gene Nha2). Gene Ontology annotation, biological process: proton transmembrane transport. The coding region runs from base 961 to 3300 and encodes 779 amino acids. The transcript is spliced from 11 exons. Gene Ontology annotation, cellular component: membrane. NCBI's taxonomy places the organism in Eukaryota, Metazoa, Arthropoda, Insecta, Diptera, Tephritidae. The record is from RefSeq and is a predicted model, not a curated record. Gene Ontology annotation, molecular function: antiporter activity.